Messenger RNA from Rhizophagus irregularis DAOM 181602=DAOM 197198, 435 nucleotides. RefSeq lists its product as uncharacterized. NCBI's taxonomy places the organism in Eukaryota, Fungi, Glomeromycota, Glomeromycetes, Glomerales, Glomeraceae. The record is from RefSeq and is a predicted model, not a curated record.
AUGACAAGUAAUACUAAUAAUAAUUCUGAUCAAGUUAAUGCUUAUGAGCUACAUGAAGAGCUUUUAUAUGAAUUACUUUUAUAUAAGAAGAAAGAUAUAAUAGCUAUUCAGGAAAAACUUGGAAAAACACUUAAAGAUUCAUUUGGGCUGUUGUUUGAUUUGGUGGAGGAAUUAAAACUGAUACAGAAGAAAAUCGAUAUCUGUGGUCACCCCAUCCUUACAAUAUUACAUCAAAAUAUGCAAGAUCUUAUGGAUGUAACAUUUGGGGAAAUAUCACUUGGGGAAAUUUAUCAUUUACUUUUAUAUUUGGAAUGGAAUAUAAGUUUAAUUCAAGAUCUUCUUGAUAUUAAUGGUUAUACUAAUCAAGAAAUAAGUGAAAUAGAAGCCGAUAAAAAUGCAAUAGAAUAUCUUUAUAUAUCCAGAUUAGGGCUCUGA